UGAAGGGCUGCCUUCCAGUCUGGGGAGUUUAACACAGGAUGAGGAAGACCUUUUGAAGCCUCUUGAGAAUAAAAGGCUCAGUUUAUUGGAUGCAUACCCAAACAUUUUAGAAAAUGAGGGGAUACAGACACCAGAAAGACAAGUAAUAGAUGACAUUUCUAAAAAUGUGGUUGAGAUACCUGGAACUACUGCUACAAGUGAGCCGGAUGAAAACAUUGAAGAAGAUGAACAACAAAAGUGUCUGGACGCUGGUGACUUGCCAACUACAAAUGUUUUCGGUGAGAAGGAAGCCCAUGAAAUCCAAACACAAUCUCUAUUAGAGUCAGUAGAAACACCGUCAGGGGGUUCAAAAGAAAUAUUUGAUGAUAGCAUUGCACACAAUGAAAUAGGGCUGAAAACAUCUACAUCAGUAAAUGAAGUAGCAGAUGAAAUUUGUGAUGCAUCAGAGGACACCCUGCAGUCAGAUUUAUUAAAACAGAAUUCUACUGAAACAGAAAAUCAUUCAGACCUUACUGUCUGUGACCUCCCUCAAGAACCAAGUAACAGACCAGCAAUCGGAUUAGUGAAUUCAGGGGAUUUGGACCAAAUUACUGCAGUCGCAACAUCUUUAGGAUCUUUUGAGGAGAUGAAGGCUAACAUAAGCGAGCUGCACAUUCAAGCAGAAGAUCAUUCACAAAGCUCUGAUAUGACCCAAUAUGAACCCUUAAAUGACACGUUUGUGAAAGCAGCUGAGUUUGAAACUCCAAUGUUAUCCUUAGAAAUUGGUGCAAAACAAAUUCAGACACUUCAGGAAAUGGCCAAGUGUUCUCUUAUUGAAUGUGUUGAAUUAAGAAGUGAGCAGAUUGGUGAAACCAUGAAAACAGAGACUGAUUCAGAAGAUAAAGGAGAAGUCUUGAUGACAGGCAGUGAAGCCGACAAUGAGAUUCUUGAGCUGAACAUAGAAAAAGAAGGCAUACUGUCUCAAGCAACAAUGGAAACUAUCAGUGAAUCACUAAAUCAAGAUACAUGUGAAGCUUCAGAGCGUGACGUCAAUCGAACAGAACUUGUAGAGGAUUCACCAGAUCCUGCAGAAGCAAAAACUGAAUUAUUGAAGUCAGAGGUUCUGGAGGAAACCCAAUAUUUGCAGGGGAAAUCAGAGAGAUACACUGAGAACAUCAAGACAGAGGUCGGACUGUUAAGUGAAACACAUUCAUUGGAUACCACUGUAGAGGACGUAGAAAAAAUAAUAAAUCAAGUUAUGAAAGAACUGAUAGAGACAGAAAAUAAAUGCAUACAAGAAACACCUUGUGAUGCAGAAUUUCAAAAGCCAGCAGAAUGUUUGCCAGCAGGUGCCUUAUUGUUGGAGGGAGAAAAGGAAAUGUUAGGAGAUGCAGAUCAGAGUUUGGUACAAAUGAAGGUGGAAACGGUGAAUUGUGAAAUCGUCGAGAUGCAAAAGGAUGAGCAUGAUGUUUUCUGUCCAGAAUUUGAACCAGCUGAUGCAGGUUGUGACCAGAAAGAAAGGGAUACAGUUGGAGAAACACCAUUCUCUUGUCAUGAUGAAAAAAUUGAAACUGAUCAACCGGGGCUGAAAACAUUUGAUAACACGAGCAAAGAUCUUCCAGAGGUUAAAACGGAAGAAGAAGAAUCCCUGGUAGACGGGUCAGCAACUGUUGAUUUAGAUAUACAGCAAACAUCUUUGGACUUUAGUGUUCAGAAGUCUAGAAUUGCUCUGAAGAAUCCCCUAACUCGACCACCAAAAGACCCCAGAAAGCUCAUAAACAAGACCUCAACAGAACCGUCUCUUCAAAAGCCUCCACCAUGUGGCCUGUUAAAGGCGGGUCAUGGAGUUGGCGUUUCUAUACAAAGUAAAGGGGUCAUUGGAAUUAAACUCCCAGUGAUUGGUGAGCUGCCCAAACUGAGAAAAACAGAGUUUGGCCAGAAAGUAAGAGAAGAGGGAAAGGCAGAGAGCAGACUACAGGUGGAGUCAAAAUCAGUUGCACAAACAGAAAAUUCUGUCAAACAAGAGCAAGCUUCACUUAAACCCAAAUGGACACCCCCAAAGCAUCCUGGUAUGGGCAGUCCUUUGAUGAUGGCAGAACUCAAAAGCAAACUCAAAGCACCUGUAAAGAAGUAAUGCGUGUCAUAUUUGGAUGCAGAGAUGCACUUUUCAUCUGUUUAAUAUUUGUUGUUUUUUUCUUACUAAGGCACUUUGUGUACUGUUUUAUAUUUUGAGAAGUUGUGCUAUUGCAGAAGUCUUACGCCUGAGCUUAGUUACACCAUUUGGGUUACACAACAUUUUAUUUAACUUCUUCAAUUUCAUUAGAAUCUUUUUUGUUCUCUCAGUAAAGAAGUGUGAGGUUGUGACUUUCUAUUUCAUGUGUGGGUAAUCUUAAUAUAAUGCAGUUGAAGUAAUGAAAUAUGAAGUAUGACGAUGUACAUAUUUAUAUAUCUAUAUCAAUAAAGAAUUUAUCAUUUUUCAUUACAA
Molecule: messenger RNA, 2464 nt
Organism: Misgurnus anguillicaudatus (oriental weatherfish)
Lineage: Eukaryota; Metazoa; Chordata; Actinopteri; Cypriniformes; Cobitidae
Source: RefSeq, a predicted model, not a curated record